Cladocopium goreaui is the source of this 1974-nucleotide messenger RNA. The record is from the annotation of a GenBank genome assembly. NCBI's taxonomy places the organism in Eukaryota, Dinophyceae, Suessiales, Symbiodiniaceae.
AUGGCUUUGGUCCGGUGCUUUUGGAUCUUUUGGGCACUGACGGCCUUGACGGCAGUGGAUGCUUCGGAGGAUGGCACCUGCCAGGACUCUUCCUGCAGUGCCCAGUUUUUGCAGGUACAAGCUCAGACUCGAAGUGCCAACCACCCAUGGCCACAUGCUCGGGGAAGUCCCUGGAGAGCCUCUGGCCAGACACCCGAAGCAUGGACCAGUCACUCGUUGGCCUGGACUUUCCAUGAUCCCAAGGGCCAGUAUCACAACGUUUUUGCUGGUGGAACGGUGAUUGAUCAGGACAAGAACCUGUUCCAGAUGACCAACAAGGGCCUUUUCGCCUUGAAUUCAACAGGACAACAGAUUUGGCACUACAAUCCACCUGGCAGGUCCAACAAUGAGAUCACGCUGGUCGGAGAAUUGGUCUUGGGGACAACCACCCUUGGCAAUGCUUUCGCAGUGAAUCGACAGAGCGGCCAGGAAGUUUGGGUGACAAACAUGGCACCUGAUGCGGGUGGAGACUGUGGAUAUCCUGCGGCUCACGAUGGGAUUUUUGUGGCAGGCGCAAGUGUGUCACUAGAGACCAAUGGAGGAAACAAGAAAGUAGUUGCCCUUGAUGCGAAGCAAGGCACCAAGUUGUGGGAGUACAAUCCAGACAAGCCCGUGUGGAACCUGACUCCAUUGUUUCCGGGAGAUGGCAGUUGCAUUUUCAUGGACUUUUCCGGUGGGAUGUAUCGCUUGAACCUGGCAACUGGAGCCGAAAUUUGGAAGACAUUACCACCGAGCUCCCGAGAAUCCUUUAGUGAUGGAGGUGCAGGUCUAGGGCCAAAGAUGGUCUACAGCUGCAGUAAUCCCAAGAACCAGACUGGAUCUGAAGGAAGCGUUGGCAUUGUCAGAGCUUUCCAUGUGUCCAAUGGGACGGAGGCUUGGUAUGUGGAAACUCCCAUGCCUUGCAAUAGCUACCCAUCUAUUGGGCAUGUGGCAGGUGUGGAGCCCUUGGCUGUGGUGGUUGUCCCUGGAUCCUUCAUGGGUCAGGAGAAUCUGCACGGUGAGAUCCUGGCUCUGGACGCAGCCACAGGAGCUACUUUGUGGAGCCAUCCGGUGACCCCCUACAGCGGCCCAGAAGGCCAAGCUGCUGGGGAUUUCGAAGGAUUUCCGACCAGGGCCAAGGAGAAACUUCAGCCCGUUUGUUUGCCCGCGCACUGGAGUGCUCCAAUGAUUGAUGGGAAUGGUGUGGUAAUCGUCGGCCGCUCGGAUGGGAAGAUGUACAAAGUCUAUGGCCCGCAAAGCAGCUUCAAGGGGACUGUGUCCUCCAAUAUGUCUGUGAGCAACGGGACCCUGGCAGAAGUUGUUCCCAUAGGCUCUGCAUUUUUGCAUGGAGCGCUUGGUGCCGCUCCUGGCAUGUUUGCAAUCUCCUCUUGUGACACCCUCUAUGUAGACUUGCCAGCCAGUCGUCAAUCCCUUUUACGGCCCCUGGCGAAAGGUAUGUCAGCCAACCUCAGAGUAGGCCAGGAAGUGUUCGCAAUUGGAAAUCCGUUCGGCUUAGACCACACCCUCACAAAGGGAAUUGUGUCCGGUGUUGGCCGCACUAUUCAGAGCGUGGGUGGUCGACCCAUUCAGGGUGCCAUCCAGACCGAUGCUUCAAUCAACCCUGGGAACAGUGGCGGACCUUUGCUCAACUCCAAAGGGCAGGUUAUUGGAAUGAACACAGCGGUGAUUGCUGGUGCUACUGGCACUGGCUUCGCCAUCCCGGAAGACACGGUGUCAGCACGCGUUGGGAGCAUCUUAAAGUUUGGCUAUGUGAAGAGGGCUGGACUUGGCCUCUACCUGGGACAGGAUGGCCUUGCACAGCGCUUGUCAGGACGGCCGGGAGGUGUGGUAGCUGGAUUGCAGAUCAACAGUGCCGCUGGCAAGGCAGGCGUCAAGCCUGGCGACAUUCUUCAAGAAAUAGACAGCCGACGCAUCACCACCGUGCAAGCACCUUAG